UAAAAUUAUUUAUGAUUACGAUUAGCAAACAGUAAUGGCUUCAGGAAUGAGUCGAAACGAUGAGCAAAACAUUAGUGUUAAACCCCAGUUUGGUACUAGAUUUUUGACAGAUUCACAAAAUGUGUUUCAACAUAAUGCUUGGUGCUGAUAACAUAGAAGUUGCAUGGCAACUGGAAAGCAUUGCUUUAUAGCUUUCAGCAGUGCUUUCUCCUCAUCAGAACCUAUCACUAACUCACCAAAGCUGAUUUCGGUGUAGAUGUCAUCGUCGAGCUUCAUCCUCAUAUGGGAGAAAAAGUGUUGAUAUGUUGAACAUUCUCCAUCCCAGUACUGGCCCAUACAUUUACGUGUGUACUACCUGUAAAUCUACUGGAUGUGCUUCAAGAGAAUGAUUCUCAACCUCAAAAAGUCGGUGCUUCUCACCAGACCGGUGUGUGCAGUUCUCAAGUUUGCAGUUAAAGCUCCCAAACAUAUUUACGUUGCUGAAGCCAGCUGUCGUCAGUAUUGUGAUAAAAUGCUCCGAACACUGGUUAGCUCAACCACUGUAGAGAAUCUCGGUCCUAAUAGACAGCGACCUCUUACAGAUCCGCCUCGAGUCUGGGAGUUCAAUAAUUGGGACAAUGUUGUUUGGGACAGUGAGCAGGAAGAUGAGGCUAGGAAGAAAACUGAAGAACAGGCCGAUAAUAUGGCGCCAGAAGAUGACGUAGUUUUAUAUGAAGAAAAAGCUGGCCAAUUCUGGGAUGAGUUUUACAAUGUGCACACUAACAGAUUUUUCAAAGACCGCCACUGGUUAUUUACGGAGUUUCCUGAACUCUACACCAAAAAAUGUGAGCCAGAAAGCCAGCCAUCAGUAAAUGACAAAGACCAAACCGAGACCCCAUGUCUUUCUGAACCUGAAAACUGUGAGACAGAUAACAGUUCAGAUAACCCCUGUGGCCACUUAAUGUCAGAAUGUCACUCUGGUAAGGACAACUCUGUAUGUGAAAGAGAUUUGGAGAACAGUGGUGUGAAUGAUAUGACUGAGAAAGUGGGACAUGUUCAUAUAAAUGAAGGCAUCUCCCAUUUCCCUGGAGAAAAUGCAAAGUUUAGAAUUCUUGAGGUUGGCUGUGGUGUUGGCAAUACAGUGUAUCCAGUUUUACAAACCAAUAAUGAUCCUGACCUCAUGGUAUACUGCUGUGAUUUCUCCCCAACUGCUAUCCAGUUAGUUAAAGAACACCUGGACUAUGACCCCGCCCACUGUCAUGCCUUUGUUUGUGACAUCACAGCCGACAGGCUGGAGAUGCCGUUUCCGGAAAACAGUCUCGAUGUUGUUAUUAUGAUCUUUGUCUUGUCGGCCAUUAACCCACAAAAAAUGCAGGCUGCGGUCGACUAUCUAGCAAAGUCCUUGAAGCCUGGAGGACUGAUUCUGUUUCGUGACUACGGAAGAUAUGACUUGGCACAACUGAGAUUUAAAAAAGGUCGGUGUCUGUCUAGAAAUUUCUACGUAAGAGGAGAUGGAACAAGAGUAUACUUCUUUACUCAAGACGAGCUGAAGUCAAUGUUUGAGAAAGCUGGCCUUGUUGAAGUUCAGAAUCUGAUUGACAGAAGGUUACAAGUUAACAGAGGGAAACAACUCAAAAUGUACCGAGUGUGGAUUCAGUGUAAAUACAAAAAACCUGAACAGCAUGAACCAUCAAGUUGACAAACAGCUGUUUAAUAGAAAGAAAAAAAACUUACAUCAGAUAUAAAUUUGGUUUUAUUGAUAAAAAAACAACAAUCUUUAUAAUUAUAUUUAUUGUGGAUCAAUUUUAAACAAGUGUAAUAGUUUAAUAAAAAAGAUUUUACAAUAUAA
Messenger RNA from Gigantopelta aegis, 1828 nucleotides. Its product is annotated as tRNA N(3)-methylcytidine methyltransferase METTL2-like. The coding region runs from base 371 to 1678 and encodes 435 amino acids. The transcript is spliced from 11 exons. The record is from RefSeq and is a predicted model, not a curated record. Gene Ontology annotation, molecular function: tRNA (cytidine-N3)-methyltransferase activity. NCBI's taxonomy places the organism in Eukaryota, Metazoa, Mollusca, Gastropoda, Neomphalida, Peltospiridae.